This is a messenger RNA of Schizophyllum commune H4-8, 945 nucleotides long. RefSeq lists its product as uncharacterized. The transcript is spliced from 7 exons. Lineage: Eukaryota; Fungi; Basidiomycota; Agaricomycetes; Agaricales; Schizophyllaceae. Bases 1 to 945 code for a protein of 314 amino acids. The record is from RefSeq and is a predicted model, not a curated record.
AUGUCCGCACGAUGCACGAGCACGUCCAACUUGUCUGCAUACCCCAUCGGCGCUGAGGCAUCCUCUCCCCUCUCCAUCACUGCUGUAGCACUCUCUCAAGCUACCCAGCAGGGACGUACCGGGGAUGGGCUGACGGACGACGCUCGCGACGAUGAGAAGGCGGAGAACAGUCUGCGUACGCAUACCGGCGCAGCACACAAGUGGAGACGUAGGCAAGCGGGCGGACGGGCGGGCGGACGGACGGACGGUGCUCGCCGUGUGGAUGGACGCAGGUACGAGCGCGCGAAAACAGCAGAGGCGUCCACACCAUCCCCAAGUUCACCCCCGCCUGUCAUGUCUACCUUCGAAGGAAGUUUAUCUCAGGCUCACCUUGAUCGUAUCACGGCUGGCCUUGUGUGCGAAGUCAAAACCAUUCUCGACGAGGACAUCAUGGCGCAUCAGGCCAGUGUUAAUCGGAGGUUCCGUGAACUGCUCGAGGAAAUACAGCGAAUGAGAAACAGUGUUGAGACCGUGAAGCAGCGUCUUUCUGAAUUUGAGCGCGAGGCAGCGAACACAUCCGCUGCCGAUGACCCGACGGUGUGCCAUGGUUGCCAGGGCCAGCAACAUCGCUCUGUAAACCGCGACUUCGUCCAUCGUAGCACAGACCAUCACGAAUACGGAGGUGCCGUCGAUGGGCUGGAUCGCUCGGUCGAUGGGUUGGAUCGCUCGGUCGAAGGCCCCAUCCCUCCUGCUCAUGAGAAGAAUAACACCGUUCAGGUUAGUGGAGAGAACGAGAUUGAACCGCAGCGUCUCGCAGUGAGUGUCAGGCAUCUGGAUGGAACGGUCAUGGAGGGGCGUGGAUCCCGCGUAGAGACUAGCGUCAACCUUAAUGUCUUCUUCUCUUGCCUUGGUGCCUUCUUUUUCUCCCUCCUCUUCUCUUACCUCGGCGCCAUUCUCUCUGGAUAG